AUGAGAAAAGCCUUUGCAUGGGCCUGCGUGGCCCUCAGUGGCAGCUGUCGGGCCGACUGUGUGGAGGACGACUGCUUGGCAACUUCCCAGGAUGCUGGAGCCAGUUGGGUUCAGAUGAAGAUCUCCAAGCUGGAGAACAGCAAAGCCACGCCAGGCACAGACGAGUUCGGCAACUUCUACUCCAAGCGUGGUGGAGACUUGCUGGGCAGCAAUGCUAUCUCGUGGGACAUGCCACAGGACUUUUCGAACCCUGCAUGGACAUGGAAUAAUGAGCUCGACGAGCAAGUUCGCCAUUCACCGCUGAUCGACAGCAAGAAGAACAUCUACGUCACAGGGACAUUGCGACUGCGAAAGUUCAGCCCCGAGGGAAAGCUGCUGUGGCUGUUCAGUCAGGACGAGCCCGGCCACACUUCGCCUGUCUUGGGUGAUGGCUUGGUCUACUUCCGAGUGGGGUGCGGUGACGGCCACAGCCGCAUCUAUGCCCUGGACAUGGAGACAGGCAAGGUGGUGAUCAACAAGACCGUCGCAGGCUUCGAUUAUGGACCAGACAGCCCGUCUCUCCUGCUGACAAAAAACCGGCUCUUCGUGCCCGCCUCGGCGCGCUCCUUGUCCGCUGGCGGGUGUGACUCCGUGCUUGCAAUGAAUGCAUCCACAGGUGACCUACUUUGGACAUACACCGCGGACGAUGUCAUGUGGAACAUGGCCCCAACCACUCCAGAUGGUGGCGACAGCAUAACCUUUUCCAGCAGCUGCGGCAUUUUUCAUCGCAUCUCUGCUGCGGACGGUCAGUUGAUGGUGAAGUCUGCCGACAAAAUCGGAAUCGCCGGUGUGUGUGGCACUGGAGGUGGUACUGCAGGUCCCAACGGUCUUUUUUACGCUGCUCAUGGCUCGUUUCCCGAUGGGCAGCCUGUCAGCUUCAUGCCGCCGGACCUCGACAUGUUCAUCACUGCAUACAAUAUGACCACGGGUGAAAUUGCCUGGCGCGUUCCUCUUGAGAAACCCUACGAAGCUCCGCAAUCUCCAGCAGUGGGUUAUCUCUACGAGGGAGGGCCCUUGGCGGUUGUAGCUGCCAUUGGCCAAAACACUGGCAUGCCACCUUUGAUCAUCGACGAGGGCGAGAUGGCCGGCUAUUUAGCAAGUGCAGAUGUUCGACGUCAGCUGAAUAUUACUGGGCUUAAGAAUUCCGUCAUUGCGCUGGAUGCGGCUACUGGUGCCGGAAUCUGGCGUUGGGACGAGGCAGACUGGGACCAUCUCGGAGCCGCCGGAGAUGAGGAGGGCUUUCCCCGACGAGCUCUGCUUGGAAGCAUUGAGAACCCAGUCUGCCUUCCAGACAAUCAGGGUAUUCCUCUCAUCAACACGAAGGCUGGCGUCGUCAUUGCUUCCAGCUCCCACAAUGGCAAUAUGACCCUAAUCCGCGAUACGAAUAAGAAUGGCAUCAUCGAGGACGGUGAGACGACCGCCUUUGCGCCCGGGAUCGCUUUCCUCAACAGCCCAUCGUCGGCACCCGACAUGCUGGUGGCUUCCCCGUGCUGGGGUCCGAUGUAUGUUUUCCGGCAGUGA
Messenger RNA from Symbiodinium sp. CCMP2592, 1560 nucleotides. The record is from the annotation of a GenBank genome assembly. NCBI's taxonomy places the organism in Eukaryota, Dinophyceae, Suessiales, Symbiodiniaceae.